AUGUUUUCUCAACAAGUUUGUCGUAACGCACGUCUUGCAGCGCAGGUAACCAAUCGAUUUGCUCGUCCCUCUCAGUCCCGCGGUUAUGCGACAGGAGCAGCAGCGGCAGCGGCAGGUGGUGCAGCCAAGAGGGCAGUUGGUAUGCUGCUCGCUGGUGUAGGCGCAAGCACAGCGGGUGGUUUUGGAACAUGGUACACGAUGCAUUCGAACGGACUGGGCUUCCACUCGGACGAGGAGAGUCUGCGACGAUUUGUCGCCAACCACGAGGAAGCCAAGAUGGUCGAGGAGACGAUCAACAACCAUCCGCUCGUUGCAGAGCUUCGCGCAAACCCCGAACUCACCGAAUCGCGACCACAUAUGAAGAUGCCGGGAUCGUACCGAAGCCGAAGCUUGACUGGCGGGGCGCUUAUCGGUGAGGGAAAGAUGCCUGUACCACCGUAUGCGUGGACAGCCCCUGGGGGCAAACAGCUUGUGUCUGUGGCAUACGUUGGAGAGGACCUGUGUGGUCACCCUGGCAUUGUGCACGGCGGAUUCCUGGCCACAAUGUUGGAUGAGGGCCUUGGACGGUGCUCUUUCGGUGCGCUGCCUCACAAUAUCGCUGUGACCGCAAACCUCAACGUCAACUACCGCAAACCCACGCCAGCGGGGAGCUUCCUGGUUCUGCGAGCAGAGACAUACAAGGUUCAAGGCCGCAAGGCCUGGGUUAGAGGUCAUAUUGAACUGUUGGGCGAGCCUGGCGAGAAGCCAACAAUAGUGGCCGAUGCGGAAGCACUUUUCAUUUCGCCCAAGUAUGCUGCUAUGAUGCCCAAGAUUGGUUAA
Molecule: messenger RNA, 819 nt
Organism: Fusarium sp. VM40
Lineage: Eukaryota; Fungi; Ascomycota; Sordariomycetes; Hypocreales; Nectriaceae
Source: the annotation of a GenBank genome assembly